Molecule: messenger RNA, 528 nt
Organism: Merops nubicus (carmine bee-eater)
Lineage: Eukaryota; Metazoa; Chordata; Aves; Coraciiformes; Meropidae
Gene: RFLNB
Product: family with sequence similarity 101, member B
Exons: 3
Biological process (GO): negative regulation of chondrocyte development; actin filament bundle organization; negative regulation of bone mineralization involved in bone maturation
Cellular component (GO): actin filament bundle
Molecular function (GO): filamin binding
Source: RefSeq, a predicted model, not a curated record
AGUGGCUCCUCUGAAGGCAGCUCCUGGAGUCAGGACGUUCUGAGAGCUGCACCUGGCCACAUGGUUGGUGCUGUAGAGCAGCGUCAGAAUUCCGUGUUCUCCCCCAGCCCUGUUCUCUCCAGCUGCACUCCAAGGUUGUGUCCUUUAUCCUUUGGCGAAGGAGUUGAGUUUGACCCUUUACCACCAAAGGAAAUAAGGUACACGUCCUCGGUUCGCUACGACUCGGAGAGGCACUUCAUCGACGACGUGUACCUGCCCGUGGGCCUGAGCGUCACCUCCUGCAGCCAGACGGUCGUCUGCGUCCCGGACUGCACGUGGCGCAGCUACAAGGCAGAGGUGCACCUGCAGCCCCGCCACAAGCCCCGGCGCUUCACCAGCACCACCAUCAUCUACCCGAAGCACGCCAAGACUCUGUACACCACCACGCUGGACUACAACUGCCGCAAGGCCGCGCGGCGGUUCCUCUCCAGCAUCGAGCUGGAGACCUCGGAGUACCUGGGCAGCGACGGCCUCCUGGAUGGCUGCUGA